UCCCGGAAGUAAGGCAUUAAUAAACUUCCGUUUCUAGGACUGCAGCUCACGUUGUCUUUGCUUUUGUAAACAUCCUUGAAUGUUUCUCUUUUUGUAAUAUAGUUCCUCUUACUUUUACAUUUCAAAGUAUUAUAGUUUCAAACAUGGGCUUUCUCAUGUCUAAAUCCAUGGAUGCAAACUUACAAAAGCAGCAGGAGUUCAUGCUUAACAAUUCACGGUUGCAGAUGGAGCGUCAGAUCCUGAUGCAGAACCAGAUGAGAGAGAGACAGAUGGCCAUGCAGAUUGCCUGGUCCAGAGAGUUUCUCAAAUACUUUGGCUCCUUCUUUACAGUGGCCACAUUGGGACUAACAGCAGGAGCCAUUAAAAGAAAAAGUCCCGGCAUGCUGGCUCCGAUUAUUCCUCUCGGUUUCGUAUUUGCCUAUCAGAUGGACAGCGCCUAUGGGACACUCAUUUAUCGGAUGAGAGGCGAGGCUGAGAAUAUCAUGGCGUCUGAGCACGAUCGUUUGGACCUGCCUCUGGGGACGCCAACGUACGAGAGCAUAGAGAAGGCCCGCCGGGCCAAAACCGGCCUCAUCUCUUUUUUGGAGAAGUGAUUCAUCAGUUGUGACACGAAUCAAGAUCCAAACCGUCCGACCGGUGCGUUCACCUGUGCUAUUUCUGUUUUAUCAUAGAGAACAGCUGUCAGGUCCAAUUUGGGUUCCUUGAACGUGUUGGAGUCUGCGGUUUGCACCAAGUCUACAUCAUGAACCUUUAAAUAAAUCUGUAGCUGUUUUGAUUUUGUAUAGCAAUCUCAUUAUUGAAAGCUGAUUGGCUGAUGAAGUUUACUGAUUUUAGAUGAGUUAAAUGUAUACAUUUACUGUGCCGUUGUGGUAUAAAAUACAAAUGAUAGUAAUAAACAGACACUGUCAAUGACUCAUUAUUUGCUCCUGACAAAUUACCGUAGGUGAUGAUUUCCGACCACUAGGGGGCAGAAUGUCCAUCAUUACUUAUUUAUUGGUGCAGCAUCUCAUUAGUCAGUUUCUGCUUCACUACUCAAUAAUUGGGGUCAUCAAACCAAAGCUUUUUAUUUGUACAUUUAUAUUUACUUACAUAAUUUGCAUCUGACAUAUUGAAAGUAUUUGUUAAGCCAAU
Molecule: messenger RNA, 1131 nt
Organism: Xiphophorus hellerii (green swordtail)
Lineage: Eukaryota; Metazoa; Chordata; Actinopteri; Cyprinodontiformes; Poeciliidae
Gene: plgrkt
Product: plasminogen receptor, C-terminal lysine transmembrane protein
Exons: 5
Coding region: 144-593 (149 amino acids)
Biological process (GO): positive regulation of plasminogen activation
Cellular component (GO): plasma membrane
Source: RefSeq, a predicted model, not a curated record